Messenger RNA from Arctia plantaginis, 1779 nucleotides. NCBI's taxonomy places the organism in Eukaryota, Metazoa, Arthropoda, Insecta, Lepidoptera, Erebidae. The record is from the annotation of a GenBank genome assembly.
AUGACAUUCUGGAGAGUAAUAGUCCUCGCGUUUACCACGCUAAUAUUCGUCGAAGCAAAAUAUUAUCAACACCAUAAACGUGAUACUUCUACAAAUAUAUGCGACCCAUCAUACAAUAGCACCACAUACGUACAAUGCUAUUGUGUAUUCGAUCCCAGGGACCGGGCGAUCGUUCGUCACGCCGAAUGUCACCUCACUAAGAAAGAUGUUUCACCAGACGAUAAAUGCUGGGCCAGCUUCAGUACUAUAAAAAACGCCACUAAACUAACAUUGUCAAAUACAAGAGGAAUCCAUUUAAAAUAUGUGCCUACCAAUGCUCUCCUAUACAUGCAAGUAUUGAUGGAGUUGAACAUAAAGUACGGCAACAUCGAGAACAUAGAUAGUUUCGCCUUUGGUAACUUGACUUUGUUAGAGGAGAUUUCAUUGAGCGAUAAUCAAAUUAAAACAUUGUCAGUUAAUGCGUUUGCCCAUCAUAGAGACUUAACUAGCAUUGCAUUAGAUACAAACAAUUUGCAAGAAAUUAAUAGAAACGUAUUUGUCGAUCUGCCUUCCUUAGAGAAACUAUUUCUGACAAACAAUCAAAUAACAACAAUUCAUGACAAGGCAUUCGUUCAUUUGCUCAACUUGAGGGAACUGGAAAUUGAUAGAAACAACUUGUUCAGCUUGAAUAGCGAGACUUUCUCAGGUUUGAAGAAAUUGCGGAAAUUGGAUCUCAGUGGCAAUAGUUUAGAAGUCAUUGGCGAUAACACUUUCUUGCCCCUUACUAAUUUGGAAUCUCUAAAUUUGGACGGAAAUAGAAUUCAAAUGCUUGACGAAAAAGCUUUUUAUGGAUUGGGAAAUCUACAGGUCUUAUCCUUAGUUCACAAUAAUUUGACGAAAAUAGAUAACCCAAAAACAUUUGAAAGUCUGCACUCUCUAAGUGUUCUAAGUUUGAAAAGCAACAAGCUUAUUGAGUUAAGAGCUGAAAUCCUUGCGCCCAUUUUAAAUAAUUUCUACAGUAACACUAGCAAUUUGGACGUCGAAGAUAACAACUUCCCAUGCGACUGUCAUCUGGACUGGUUCAUGACACUCAUAAACAAAACUCAAAACAUCAAUCUCAAAAUCGCCAUAGAAAACUUGAAAUGUAACCCAAGUGAUACUUUAAGAAACUUGUGGGUAGCGUUUGCAGAAUCCGAAAAGAAUACAGACCAAGCGUUUGAAGAUGAUGCAUCUCAAAUACAAAAUCCAGACAUCGAAUAUUACGAAGAAGGUCCACUGAAUGGUAAAUUCUUUUACAUGGAUAUCAGAGAUCUGGCAAAUUGCACUAACAAUACUGACAACCUACAACUAAUGGCAAAGGCAAUGAAAAAGGAAACUAUUACUUCGUCAACAACUUCUGGCAUAGUUACCAAAGCAACCAUUUCUAGUCAGACUUCACCUAAGCCAGUAUCUACCACAGAGUAUAUAGAAAUUACUUCAAAAGAUGUUCCAGUUAGCUCAUCUCUAUAUCCAAUUGAAGCUCAAGAAUCAACAAAUAAGCCAAAUAAAGAUAAUGAAACGAAAAUGAAGGAAGCAUUCACAACAAGUCGGUUGGCUACAGUUUCUGCUAAGCCCCUAAAUCAUGAUGCUAACUUAUUCGAUAAAGAGAUGGCAUCCGAUGAGGCUCGGCCUGAAGGGGCUAAAGCUCAUAGAAGCGUACAAGAAAAAGAUACACCAAAGUAUAAUGCGAAUAGUGCGCAACCUAACAUAAGUAGGAUGGUUGUCGUCAUUAUCAUGUUAACCCUUAGAUUAUGUUUUUAA